AUGGGCCUCAACAAUCCCCUCCCCUCGUCCAUGCAAUCCGAGUGCAAGAAAUGCGGCAAGAUUCUCACCUCAUUCAUCAACCCGCGGCAAGCGUUUGGCCCGGAAAAGGUGAUACCACCGUCGAUUCUCGCCAACGCCAAGGGCCUCGCCAUCAUCACCGUGCUCAAGGCCGGCUUCCUCGGCUCUGGCCGCUUCGGCAGCGGCCUCGUUGUCGCGCGCCUCCCCGACGGCUCGUGGUCAGCCCCGAGCGCCAUUGCCACCGCCGGCGCCGGCUUUGGCGGGCAGAUUGGCUUUGAGCUAACCGACUUCGUAUUCAUCCUCAAUGACGCCAACGCCGUCAAAACCUUUGCGCAAGCCGGCUCGCUGACGCUCGGCGGCAACGUCUCAUUGGCCGCCGGCCCUGUCGGCCGCAACGCCGAGGCUGCCGGCGCCGCCUCGCUCAAGAGCGUCGCUGGCAUCUUUAGCUACAGCAAGACAAAGGGACUCUUUGCCGGCGUCUCUCUCGAGGGUUCCGCCAUCAUCGAGCGCCGCGACGCCAACGAGAAGCUCUACGGCACGCGGUACACGGCCCAGCAGCUCCUCACCGGCGCCGUCUCCCCGCCUCCGCAGGCCGCACCCCUCAUGAACGUGCUCAACUCGCGCGUGUUUAGCGGCAUGCGCGUCGGCGGAAGCGCCGGCGACGAGUCCAUGUACAACGAUGUUCCCAUUUACAACGACAGCCGCGACGACUUUGACCGCUUCCGCAACGACAGCCACAGCAACGGCCGCUCGCCCCGUCGCACGAGCACCUGGCAAGAUGACGUCUACGACCGUCCCGCCGGCCACAACGCACCCUCCAGAGCCGCCACCUUUGCUUCCAACCACGACAACGGCCCUGGCGGCAACGGCAACGGCUACUACGAUAACCCGCCCUCGGACCGCAAGCAGGGUCCCGGCCGCCCCUCGGCCCCGAAACCAACAUUCAACACGGCCGCAUCGCUCAACAAGAACGAGGCCAUUGCCCUGUACAACUUUGACGCUGACCAGCCCGGCGACUUGGGCUUCAAAAAGGGCGACGUUAUUACCGUAUUGAAAAAGACGGAGAGCGAUAAUGACUGGUGGACCGGCAUGGUUGGCACGAGACAUGGUAUAUUUCCCAGCAAUUAUGUCAAGAUGAGGACCUGA
Molecule: messenger RNA, 1164 nt
Organism: Beauveria bassiana ARSEF 2860
Lineage: Eukaryota; Fungi; Ascomycota; Sordariomycetes; Hypocreales; Cordycipitaceae
Product: SH3 domain-containing protein
Exons: 3
Coding region: 1-1164 (387 amino acids)
Biological process (GO): actin cortical patch localization; actin filament bundle assembly
Cellular component (GO): actin cortical patch
Molecular function (GO): phosphatidylinositol binding; actin filament binding
Source: RefSeq, a predicted model, not a curated record